Messenger RNA from Aspergillus aculeatus ATCC 16872, 880 nucleotides. Its product is annotated as Zn(II)2Cys6 transcription factor domain-containing protein. The coding region runs from base 195 to 803 and encodes 202 amino acids. Gene Ontology annotation, molecular function: DNA-binding transcription factor activity, RNA polymerase II-specific; zinc ion binding. NCBI's taxonomy places the organism in Eukaryota, Fungi, Ascomycota, Eurotiomycetes, Eurotiales, Aspergillaceae. Gene Ontology annotation, biological process: regulation of DNA-templated transcription. The transcript is spliced from 5 exons. The record is from RefSeq and is a predicted model, not a curated record.
UUUCCCCGGGCCGAGUUGCAACCCCAUACCUGAGGAUGAGGUGCCUUGGUAAAGAGUCGAUUGUGGCAAGGACUUGAAUGAUAGUAGAGCAGGUGAUAUUUGCGGUCUGAAUGAUGCAGACGGGGGUAAUGGUGUGAAUCUAAUAGCUGUCUAUUUCUCUACCAUCACCCUCAUCAAGUCUGAUUAGGAUCGGAAUGCCGUCAGAUACCGAACAAGCGCUCAGCCCCAUUGCCUGCGAGCCAUGCAGGCAAAAGAAAUGCAAGUGCGACCGCACGCUUCCAGUCUGCACACAAUGCUCCCCCGAUCCAUCCAAGUGUGUCUACCCAGAAAGCGGUAAACGAGGGCUUCCCCUUGGAUAUCUUAAUCUGAUCGAACAGCGGCUUGCCGACACCGAGCAAGCGUUAUUUGAGGCCCUCACCACUAUCCGCGAGCUCAAUGCUUCGCACGGAGGCAUGGUGGUGCAGACCACCCGCAAGGCCGCUGAUAUGCGCCCCAAGAAUGCGCGCAUGCAGGAGUGGUCCCAGUUGCCAUUGAGCGGGUGGGCGGAGCGCGAACGAUGGCGAGAAGCGAAACAAGAUCACUACCAGUGUGAACGAACCGUGGUCAAGUCGCCACCGGGGGUAGAAGUGCCGCCGUCGAACGUGUAUGAGAUGCCGCGGGGAAUCUCCGCCGCCAGUCUUCCCAGCAGGGGCAGUGUAGGGCCGGCGGAGUCAGUAUCGGUCGCGGAGUCAGUAUCGCCAGAGCGGCGGAGGGCGGAUCGGGCAGGGGAAGUGGCGCGGCGAUAUCCUUCGUUGUACUUUUGAUUAGUGCUAGGAUCUAUAUGUUUUAUGCUUGCAGAUCCUACUGCAGCAACAACCCCCGAUGGUCUAGUUGGUUCAUG